Messenger RNA from Diplodia corticola, 3363 nucleotides. RefSeq names its product male sterility protein. The transcript is spliced from 5 exons. NCBI's taxonomy places the organism in Eukaryota, Fungi, Ascomycota, Dothideomycetes, Botryosphaeriales, Botryosphaeriaceae. The coding region runs from base 1 to 3363 and encodes 1120 amino acids. The record is from RefSeq and is a predicted model, not a curated record.
AUGUCUGCGACGGUCACAGCCACAGUUACUCCACCCACGGCUACCGCCGUGCCUGCUCCAUCCACCAUCGACGAGCUCAUCCGAGCGCAGGCCUCUCGCCCCGAUGAUCCAGUGCUCGUGGCAUACCCCAAUACGGACGUUGAUGACUUUGAGGAGUAUACAGCCAAACGUCUCGACAGGUAUGCAGAUGCGGCAGCUGCGAAAUACAGGAGCCUGGGCCUGGAACCAGCGGACCCGAAAUCCGCCAGUGAUGCCCCAGUGGUCGCACUCCUGGCGCCAUCAAGCUUCGACGUCAUCAUCACCAUCCUCGCCGUCAGUCGUCUCGGCUGGGCCCUCCUAUUCCUCUCUCCGCGUCUGACCCCAGCCGCCCACGCGCGCCUCCUCGCCAUGUCAAACUGCAGCACCAUGAUCACAGCCCCGGAAUACCAGCACACUGUGCCCGAGAUCCGCGCCGAGCUCCCGGCCGCCAUCGCCUCGGCCACCCCAACAUCUACGCAGCAGCAGCAACAGCAGCAGCCCUUCACGUCCAUCCGCCCCAUCACCGGCGGCGACUACCGCACUCCACCAUCUUCUCCUGCCACCACCACCAUCCACCCCGCCGCCCCCACCCCCUCCUCAACCGCCGCCGGCGCCGGCGGCGGCACCCACGACCCCGCGCUCAAAACCGGGUGGAUAAUCCACUCCAGCGGCAGCACCGGCUUCCCGAAGCCGAUCGCGCUCACGCACCGAGCGCUGCUCGCCAACUUCAGCAAAGGGCUCGGCCUGCGCGCCUUUUGCGCGUCGCCGCUGUUCCACUCGCACGGGCUGAUGGAGCUGUUCCGGUGCGUGCACCGGGGCGCGGCCAUGUACUUCGCGAACCACGCGCGGGCGGCGACGUGCGCGAACCUGGUGCGGGCGAUGCGCGCCGCGGAGCCGGCGCUGGUGACGGCGGUGCCGUACGUGCUGGGACUGCUGGCGGAGCGGGAGGAGGGCGUCGAGGCGCUGAUGCUCGCGGAGGUGGUCAUGUUUGCGGGGAGCGCGUGUCCGCGGGAGGUGGGCGACGCGUUGGUCGCGAGGGGGGUGCGGCUGGUCGCGAAUUAUGGGUCCUCCGAAACCGGCGCCAUAAUGUCGUCCCUCCGCCCCUUCGCCACCGACAAGGCAUGGUCCUACCUCCGCCUGCCACCCCACAUCUCUCCACACGUCCACAUGGACGAAAUCUCGCCCGGCGUCUACGAAUGCGUAGCGCUCGCAUCGCUGCCCUCGCGCGGGCCGACCAACAGCGACGACCCGGCGCCGGGCUCGUACCGCACGCGCGACCUCUUCACGCGGCACCCGACCGAGCCCGCGUGGUGGCGCUACCUCACGCGGCUCGACGACCGGCUGGCGCUGACGAACGGCGAGAAGGUGCUGCCGCUGCCGAUGGAGGGGCGCGUGCGGCGGAAUAAGCUGGUGGGGGAGUGCGUCGUGUUUGGGGCGGGGAGGGCGGUGCCGGGGUUGUUGGUGUUUAGGGGGGCGGAGGAGGGGGAGGCGGGGGCGAUGGGGGCGGAGGAGUUUGUGGAGGCGGUUUGGGGGGAUGUGUGCGAGGCGAAUGAGGGGGCCGAGUCGUUUGCUAGGGUGCCGAGGGAGCUGGUGGUGGUGAUGGAGAGGGGGACGGAGUGGCCGAGGACGGAUAAGGGGACGGCGGUGAGGCAGAGGGUGUAUGAUGAGUUUGCGGAUGUUAUUGACGCGGCGUAUGCGAGGUUUGAGCAGAGUGGGAGAGAGGGGGAGGAGGACGCUGGGCCGCGGCUCGGUUUGGGGGUGGAUGAGUUGGAGGAGUGGUUGAUGGAGAAGUUCGAUGUUGAGCUUGGGGCGCGGUUGCAGAGUGCUGAGGCGGACAUCUUUGCUGCUGGUGUGGACAGCCUGCAGACGAUGCGCAUGUGGAGUUUGAUCAGGAAGACUAUCGAUCUGGGCGCGAGACGCGACGAGUUGAGCCAGAACGUCGUGUACGAGAAAGGCAACGUAAAGACGUUGGCGAGACACCUUUACGGUCUCCGAACGGGAGAACUCCUGGAGCAGAGCGACGAGGACGAGCUCCUGGCCAUGCAACAGCUCGUGCAAGAGUUCUCAGCAUUCACCCCACACGUCCCCGGCGACGCCCCCACACCCGACGGCGACGUCGUGCUCCUCACCGGCGCCACCGGCGGCCUAGGCGCGCACAUCCUCUCCCUCCUCCUCUCCCGACCCUCGACCACGCACGUCUACGCCCUCGCCCGCGCGCCCUCCGCCUCCACCGCCCACUCCCGCAUCCUCGCCUCCCUCUCAUCCCGCGGCCUCCCAACCCCUUCCCCCCUCCUCUCCUCCAAGCUCACCGCCGUCCCCACCACCGACCUCAACCUCCCCACAGAGCUCCUCCCCGCCCUCCACGCGCGCCUCACCUGCGUCAUCCACGCCGCGUGGCCCGUCAACUUCACGCUGCCCGUCCGCGCCUUCCGGCCGCACCUGCAGGCCCUGCACGGCCUGAUCGACGGGCUGUGCCUGCGCGUGCGCACGCCGCGCCCGGCCGCCUUUUUCUUCGCGAGCAGCGUGGCGUCGACGGGGGGUCUGGCAGAAGCAGCAGCAGCAGCAGCAGCCGGUAGCACCACCGCUACCACCGCCGACGCCAUCAACGACGACGACGACGAGGCCGACGUCGUGCUCGUCCCCGAAGCGGUGCCGCGCCCCCUCACCGCGGCGCAGAAGAUGGGAUACGGCCGGAGCAAGCUGGUGGGCGAGAAGAUUGUCGAGGCGGCGGCGGCGGCGCAGACGGGGAUGAGGGCGGGCGUGUUGCGGAUAGGGCAGCUGGUGGGGGACCUGCACGGGGUGGGGGAGUGGAAUGGGACGGAGGCGAUUCCGCUGCUGGUGCGGGGGGCGUCGAGGACGGGGGUGUUGCCGGGGCUUGAUGAGAACGCAUCUUGGCUCCCGAUUGAUGUUGCGGCGGCUUCGAUCUUGGAUAUUGCGCUGCCGGAAUGUCGGCAGAAGAGGAGCGGUGUGCAAGACGUCGUCGAUGACGAUACGGCGAUGGUGUACCACAUCCUCAACCCGCAGACGUUCCACUGGACGAGGGACUUCAUUCCUGCUUUGCAACGCACGGGGUUGCUUCCGCCGUUCGAUGUCGUGUCGCCUGAGGCGUGGCUCGCGAAACUGCGCGACAGCGAUCCGGACGUGAGCGAGAAUCCGAGUCGGAAAUUGUUGGGCUUCUGGGAGGCCAAGUAUGGGCAACAGGCGGCGGGCAAGAAGAAGUUGAAGUAUCAAGUUGAGAGGACGCUUGAAAAAGCGCCAAGACUCGGAGAAGUGUGUAUGGCGGAUAUCCUGAGGGAGGACCGGUGGCUAGAGAGAGUUGUGCGGAGGUGGCUGAGUUCCUGGUAA